AUGGGUUGGGGAGCACAACAUAUACAACAACAACAACAGCAACAACAUCAGCAGCAACAAGCUCAACAACAGCUUCAGCAACAAUUGAAACAUAAAUCACCAACGUCGUCAUCGUCAUCGGCGGCUGCUGCACAUCUUCAACAACAGCAUCAACAGCAAAACGCAGCCGCGGUCGCUGCAGCUAUGCAUGCACCCCUUAGCACACAUGCAGCUCCGUUGGCGCCACCACCACCUCAUCCUCACACGCACCCGCAUUCGCUUGAUAUGUUGUACUCCCAAAACCGCCAACAACAGCAACAACUCCAUCACUAUCACCAACACGCACAACAACAACAGCAACAACCGCUUUACCAACAGAGCAGCGUAGGCAGUAACAGCAGCACUGCUAGCCAUGAUCACGGCUUUGGUUCUAAAGACGCUGGCAACAAUUCAUCAACAACAAAAAACAAUGGCAACGCUUCCAGUGGUGGCAGUAGUAGUAGCUCGUCACGACAUUCUUCGGCAACUUCCAAUACUGCUGCGCAACAGUUGGCUGCUGCAGCCGCAGCAGAAAGUGCAGCCGCUUAUAACUUCCUGUGUGGUUCUGCUGCAGCAGCCGCUGCCGCCGCCGCCACAAUGCUAAGUCCACCAUUAAGCGCCAACUCUACAUUAGCCGCCGUCAAUCCCUUCGCCAACCCAUUUGAUUGGCUAGGCGCAAGCACUGCCACGGUGGACAAACAAAUACGCCCUACUCCAGCUGAAAAGCAGGCGCGUCCGGUUGAUGCCAGCCGCUAUAAUAGAGCUUCUCAACAACAGCAAACGCAGCAGCAACAAAACAACAGUGCGUCAGCUGCAACGCCAACAUCAACUUCGGCAGUAGCAGCGGCUGCAGCAGCUGCAAAUGAUUUUAUGUCUCUCUUUAGCGCCGCAGCUGCUGCUGCUGCGGCUGGUGAACACGCCAGUUCACAUCGUAGUUCUUCGAAUGCGUCUGCUGCGUCGGUGGCAAGCUCGACAUCAUCUACAGCGGCGGCGAAUGCGAGCAGUAACGCGCAUAAACUUACCGCAGCUGCGGCGGCAUCGUCAGCUGCAUUGGCUGCAGCCCAUGCGUCGUCUUUAUUCUCUCCCCCUACGGUUGCAGCGGCCAAUGCAUAUCAUUUACAGCCGCCAAGUGCGGCAGUUGCUGCAGCCGCAGCGGCCGCCGGCACACAUGGUCUGCCCUCGCCGACAAUAUAUCCGCCAACACCACCACCGUCAACACCCUGGAUACAUCCAUGGUACGCGGGGGGCGAGACGUUUUGAAAUUGACGCGGACAUGCGAUCUAAAUAGAAUCCUAAACACUGAACAUAAACGACGGAACACCCUGUGUUAAAGGUGGUGAGCGUAAGUGUGCGUUGGUGUUGUUUCAAAAUUAACCAACGAAUUAAUUUGUUGCCUACUUUUCAAAGUUGUUCUACAAAUUGUUUUAUGUUGUGUUUUGUACAUUGACACGUUAUCGAAUAUAUUCGCUUCAUAUUGAAAGUGAUCAUAAUUUAGACUAAUUUUUGUAUACCAAUAGUUUCGAUAUUUAACUUAAAUAAUUAGUUGAUACCCUAAUACCCUGUAUAGUAAAAUUGAAAACUAUACAUACAUUAAGUUAUUUUAAAAAUUAAAAGUGAAGUAUGAGCAUAAACUUCAAAAAUUAUAUAAAUGUACAUCUCCCCAUAGACCAUGCAAAAAUUUUUGUUGUGUAAAAAAAGAACUGAAUGCAAAUUUAGUAAUAAAAAAUAAAUACGUGAACUGCAAUGGGUACUAACUGAAACUGGAAUGUUUAUGAUUAUUUGAAAAAUAAUUACAAAAAAAAAAAAAGAAAAUAAAUUAAAUAAUCAGAAUUGAACCUAGAACCUAGAAGGUACACUAUAGUUUCGUAAGAUUGACUGUAUAAAUAGCGCAUAGCACCAAAAUUAAUCAUCUAAGCUAGAACAUAAACGUGGAAACUACUGAAAGCGAUUACUAACGGCAACUAGUAAUAACUAUUUAAUUAAAUAAGAUAUUUUCUAGUUGUUAAGACCAAACUAUGUCAGAAAUCAAAUUUCGUUUCAUACAUAAAGAAAAGAGCAAAAUUAAUAUUAGCUAUGUAGAUGUAGAUAUGUAUUUGUCUAUUAAAACAAUUCUUUAAUUUAUAGUGGAAAACACCUACUUAUAAACAAAGUGAACAAAAAAUCUAA
Bactrocera neohumeralis is the source of this 2184-nucleotide messenger RNA. RefSeq names its product hybrid signal transduction histidine kinase L-like. The coding region runs from base 1 to 1278 and encodes 425 amino acids. NCBI's taxonomy places the organism in Eukaryota, Metazoa, Arthropoda, Insecta, Diptera, Tephritidae. The transcript has a single exon. The record is from RefSeq and is a predicted model, not a curated record.